AUGGCAGGACAGUCCAGGAAAUGGAUGAUAUUGGUGGCAACUAUAUGGAUUCAAGCGUUUACAGGGACAAAUUUCGAUUUCUCUGCUUAUUCAUCGGAUUUAAAAUCUAUUCUUGGGAUUUCUCAGGUGCAACUGAAUUACUUGGCUGUUGCCUCUGAUCUUGGAAAAGUUUUUGGAUGGUCUUCUGGAUUGGCUCUCUUGUAUUUGCCAUUAUGGGUGGUUCUUUUCAUGGCUGCUUUCAUGGGGUUCUUUGGUUAUGGUCUUCAAUGGCUUGUUAUAAGGAAUAUCAUCUCUCUGCCUUACAUCCUGGUGUUUCUUCUUUGUUUGUUGGCUGGAUGUAGUAUUUGUUGGUUCAACACUGUGUGUUUUGUUCUUUGCACCCAAAAUUUCCCAGCGAACCGGCCUCUGGCUUUAUCUCUCACAGUAGCCUUCAAUGGUGUGAGUGCAGCCCUGUACACUCUCGCUGGCAAUGCAAUAGAUUCAUCAUCACACGAGAUAUAUCUUCUUUUAAAUGCUUUUAUUCCUCUUAUCACUUCCAUUGCAGCAUUGAUCCCAAUUAUUCGUCAACCAUCUUUAGACCCCCUUCCUCCUGAUGGAGUCCGUCGUGAUUCCCUUAUAUUUUUCAUAUUGAAUUUCUUAGCCAUCCUCACAGGAAUUUAUCUUCUUAUCUUUGGUUCAAGCACGUCUCAUGGAACGAGAGCUCUUCUACUCUUUGCUGGUGCAAUUUUUCUACUAAUUUUCCCAUUAUGUAUACCUGGUAUGGUCUAUGCUAGAGCAUGGUUUCACCGGGCAGUCCAUUCUAGUCUCAGCCUUCAUGGCUCUGGCUUCAUUCUUGUGGAUGUUGAUGAUCUUGAGCUUCACAAGGAGCUCAUUACCCGUGAGUCAAGUUAUCAUGAAAAUGGAGAUGAAACCGUGUAUGGAAUUAUAAAACAGAAAGACAGUGGUGAAAAAGAAGGGUGUUGUGAUACAGUUGUUAAGAAAGAUCAAUUAGCAAUGCUUGGGGAAGAGCACCCUGCGUCAAUGCUUAUACGCAGGUUGGAUUUUUGGCUAUACUACAUUGCAUAUAUCUGUGGGGGUACCAUUGGCCUCGUGUACAGCAACAAUUUAGGCCAAAUAGCACAAUCACUUGGACAAAGUUCAAACACUACAACUCUUGUGACUCUCUAUUCAUCCUUCUCCUUUUUUGGCCGCUUGCUUUCAGCAGCACCGGACUACUUACGCGCGAAGAUCUACUUUGCAAGGACUGCGUGGCUAACCAUUGCCCUUGUGCCAACCCCAAUAGCCUUUUUCUUGCUUGCUGCUUCAGGAAAUGGAGUGGCAUUGCAUAUAAGCACUGCAUUAGUUGGAUUGAGCUCUGGAUUCAUCUUUGCCGCAGCAGUUUCAAUAACAGCCGAGCUAUUUGGGCCUAAUAGCUUAGGAGUCAAUCACAACAUUCUAAUCACCAAUAUCCCAAUAGGGUCACUUGUUUAUGGUAUUCUAGCAGCUAUAGUUUAUGAUUCUAAUGUAAGUUCUAGCCUAAACAUCGCUACUGACUCUGGUGUAUGCAUGGGAAGGCAGUGCUAUUUCUUAACGUUUGUCUGGUGGGGAUGCCUAUCGGUGUUGGGCUUAACUUCUAGUUUGUUGUUAUUCUUGAGGACCAGACAUGCCUAUGACCAGUUUGAAUUAAAACGAGUUUCGAGUAUAACACUACUGUACUAA
Molecule: messenger RNA, 1698 nt
Organism: Dovyalis caffra
Lineage: Eukaryota; Viridiplantae; Streptophyta; Magnoliopsida; Malpighiales; Salicaceae
Source: the annotation of a GenBank genome assembly